Molecule: messenger RNA, 1302 nt
Organism: Adineta steineri
Lineage: Eukaryota; Metazoa; Rotifera; Eurotatoria; Adinetida; Adinetidae
Source: the annotation of a GenBank genome assembly
AUGCAUUAUCUAGAAGAUUAUUUAGAAUUACUCGACCCGUUACCUGAGAUUAUGCGUGAAAAAUUAACAUUAAUGCGUGAAAAUGAUUUAAAAAUGCAAGCUGAAUUCGCCCAAUUAGAAGAAGAUACAUCACAAUUUCUUAGUAGUUAUCGACAAUAUCAACAGCAAUCUUCACUUUCACCAACACGAUCAAAAAUUAAUACACAACGUUCAACAUUAGUAAAUAAUACAAAUGAAGAAACAACAACAACAACUGAAACAACGGAACAACAGUUAACAGUUGAACAAUUAGCUGCACAACAACAAAAACAAGUCGAAUAUGAUAAACUUGUUGAAAGACAUCAACAAUUAAUAAAAGCUACAACAACUAAAAUUAAUUUAGCUACUGAUUCUCAUGAUAUUGUUGAACGUUAUUAUAAAAAACUUGAGAAUGAUUUAAAUAAAUUUAAAAUGGAACUUGAAGCCGAUUACUCAGGAAUAACAGAAACAUUAGAAAAACGUUUUGCAAGUGAAGGUUUUAAUGAAUAUGAUAAUACAACAGGAGAAAAUAGUAAUUUCGACCCAUCGCUAUUGGAUAUGGAACCUCUAUUUGAUCCAUUAGAUGAAAUGACAAUAUCAAGUUCAUUAACUGAUGAUUAUACAAAUCAAUCUACAUUAAGUUAUUUAAUGUCAUCACAAUCUCGUCGUUUAUCCACCGGUUUACUUCCAUCAAAUUCUUCUUCAUUAUUUAAUCGAAAACAACAUCCACAACGUCUUCUCUCAAAUGCAUCAACAUCAUCACGUGGGCGAAAACGUUUACAAGGUAUAUCAUCAACAAAUAAUAUUGGUAAACAUCGUAAACGAAGUUCAAUACGUAAUCCAUUUCUUAAUGAUUCAUAUCAAUCACAUCCACUUCAUCAUAUAUUACCGCCAAGUGAUAGUGAUGAAUCAUCAUCCGCAUCGAAUUUAUUAUCAAAUAAUCCACCAACAACUGAUUAUUUUCAAAUAAAUAAUCAAACAGCAUCACCAAAUCUAUUUGACGACGAAACAAAUGGUGGUUUUGAUUCAAGCAAUGUUUUAUCGAAUUUUCCUGGACAAGCCAUUGAUGAACGUCGAUAUUGUAUUUGUAAUGAAAUGAGUUAUGGAGAUAUGAUUGCAUGUGAUAAUCCAACAUGUCGUCGGGAAUGGUUUCAUUAUCCAUGUGUAGGAAUUGUGACACCACCCAAAGGUAAAUGGUUUUGUUCUGAAUGUGCUCAAUUACAACAGCAACAACAACUACAGCAAUCGUUAAUAUCAACAACGAAACGAGCAUCAACGAAUUAA